CGCUUUUCUCGAUCACUCCACUGUCGCUCGCCUUUCUCGUCCCUCGCUCCAUCGCUGACUGUGAACCGUGACAGUGAGACAGAAGGUGACCGACCGAAUGUAGAGUCGUAGAUGAAGUUUUGGGGCUGAUAUGAUGGAGGAAGCUCCGGUUAGUGCAGCUGCGGCAAUCUUUGUCAUACUUUUGCUCUUGCAUCUGUUCCUGGAGUACUAUUCUCGAAUAACACCGACUGGGCAGCUCAGACCUCAGGAGCGUGAAUUGGUGAAGGAGAUAAGAGAACUGCAUCGAGCAGCCGAUGCACUUGCCACGCCGGCCACAUUUUCUAAAUCUGCCAAGUUAAAGCGGUCAGCUGCUGCAAAGGAGAAGGAGCUUGCUCUUUUGAGGCAGAAUCUGGCCCUCCAGAAAGGAUGGUGGCUUUCUCUUUAUUCCACUGCCCCUAAUGCUCUCGAGGUCGUUGUCUACAUGAUUCUGGCUCAGUGGUUCUGGCAUACUUCUGUUGCAACCAUUCCUGCUUCCUUUCUUCAACCUGUUUCCUUUCUUCAACCGUACGAACUAUCAUCGAACAAAGAAUCAUUAGGAGGUGAAGUAGCGGUGGGUAUCUUACCAUGGCUUGCUUUGACAUCACGUGUCAGCAAAUUUGUGUCGACAAAGAUUGUUGGAAAGCCUCCAUUGAAAUCUGCUGCAAAAGUUUCAUUUCAAUAAACUGAUUAUGUACUAUAUAUCGUCUCAUUCAUUAAAUUCUAAUGUAAAGGUCUGAUGUGAAGCUUGCACUCGCGCUGUGAACGAAGGUGACCGACCACUUGAGAGUCAUGCAUGCAACCUCCUGAAUUUCUGUGACAGUUCAAAUAUUC
Marchantia polymorpha subsp. ruderalis is the source of this 849-nucleotide messenger RNA. The record is from the annotation of a GenBank genome assembly. Lineage: Eukaryota; Viridiplantae; Streptophyta; Marchantiopsida; Marchantiales; Marchantiaceae.